Apus apus (common swift) is the source of this 1572-nucleotide messenger RNA. It is a transcript of the gene TMEM53, whose product is annotated as transmembrane protein 53. Bases 34 to 882 code for a protein of 282 amino acids. The transcript is spliced from 3 exons. The record is from RefSeq and is a predicted model, not a curated record. NCBI's taxonomy places the organism in Eukaryota, Metazoa, Chordata, Aves, Apodiformes, Apodidae.
GCGGCGGCGCGGUGCCAGGCGGAGAGCGGGGCCAUGGGGGCCCGCGGGCUGGACGCGGCGGUGGAGCUGGCACCGGCACCGGCCCCGGGGGCGGCCCGCGAGAGCAGCACAGAAGAGGGAGGGAGGCAUGCAGAUGGCCAGCCUGUGGUGAUCCUUCUAGGUUGGGCAGGCUGCCAGGACAAAUAUCUGGCCAAAUACAGUGCAAUCUACAGUCAGAAGGGCUGCGCCGUCAUCCGCUACUCGGCUCCAUGGAGGAUGAUCUUCUUCUCUGAGAGCUUUGGAAUCAGAUCCCUCCAGACCCCGGCCAGGCGGCUCCUGGAGCUGCUUUUUGACUACAGCAUUGAAAACAGACCAGUUCUUUUCCACGUGUUCAGCAACGGCGGCGUCAUGCUGUACCGCUACGUCCUCGAGGCCCUCCACACUCACAAGCCAUUUAAGAACCUCAAAGUAGCAGGCACCAUUUUCGACAGCGCCCCUGGCAGAAGAAACUUGAGAGGAGCCCUGCGUGCCUUGGCGACCAUCCUGGUGUCCACCAACGUGCUGCUCAAGUAUUUUCUCUUGGUCGCUUUUGCCACGGCGGCCGUGGUGCUGCGCAUCGCCCUGUACCCGCUGACGCGCUUCCUCCACGAGAGCCACUACGACGCGCUGCUGCGGGCGCCCUCCCGCUGGCCUGAGCUCUACCUCUACUCCCAGGCUGAUGCCAUCAUCAGGGCCAGCGACGUGAAGCAGAUGGCUGAUGCCCGGCAGCAGCUCGGGGUCUCUGUGAAAGCUGUGGACUUCUUGGACUCCCCUCACGUCAGCCACAUGCGGGCCUAUCCCACCCAUUACUGCAACCUCUGCUCUGCUUUCCUCUCUGACUGUGUUGGGGGCUCACCUCCCUAGGGGCUUAAUGACCUCCAGUGUUUGCCUCUGCUUUGCUCAGCUUCUGUGGGAAAUGCUUCUUGUGUCUUUGAAGGGAGGAAAGCAGAGACUUCUCAGCUUUUUUUUUGCUCCCCCCUGCCCCAGUCUUGGAGUCUGAGAGCCGCCAGGCCGGCCUUUGGGCCAGCCACGUUGUAGCAGAAAGUAGAUAGGAAUUAAUUUAAAGUCCUGAAGGUGAAAUCCUAGCACAGUUGAAAUUGAUGUGCUUUACCAAGGUGUCACGGACCAGAAUUUCACACAGUGUUAUUUGUUUCUUCCUGUCUCCUGCUCUUCUCUGCUUUCCGUGUUGUCUCCUUGUUCCUACCUCCAAUGUGCAUGUUCUGCUGCCUGGUACUAAUUUUACAAUACAGCUCUUCCAUGUCUGUUGGUUUUUUGUUCUCUGCUAUUUCUUUUAUCCUGCAGUGAGCAGACAGAAGCAGCUCUGCAGGACUUUUCUCUUGGUGCAUCCCAGCUCUCAUUGUACGCCUUGCUGGAGAUUGGGCCCAGAAACCAAGUGUAAGGCUUGGAAAAGGUGUGUGCAAGGCAGCAUGACCAGGCCAUCUGGUUCCAUUGAACAGCUGAGAUAAAGCAGUCAGAGCAGCUCUGAUCCUUGGAAGCUCAAAUGUUCGUGAUAACUUUUGUGUUCUUCAACCAAAAGAUUUAAGUUAACCAUUC